GUUGGGGAGGUCUCGCCAGGCCUCCCCAUGACCAGCGGGCGCAACCGCAAGCCGAGCAGGAGCUGGAUCGCCCCUGCUCUGCUGCAGAUGACACCCCGCCCGUGGGCGGGGUGUCCAAAUUUUAUCGCGGUCACUGGCUAUGGAGGCCAGUGGCCCCGAGAGGGCUGGAAGGUGGACGAGGGGUGGGCGCCAGGUCGGCCUGGGGCGCUCACCUUGAUGCCCGUGCGGUGCUCCGAAAUUCUGAUGUCGUGGAGCGAAGACGGCCGCGUGCGGGUGCAGUGGUACGUGCGGGUGCAGUGCCUGCCCUACCGCUUGUACUUCAUGCGGCGCUGA
Prorocentrum cordatum is the source of this 333-nucleotide messenger RNA. The record is from the annotation of a GenBank genome assembly. NCBI's taxonomy places the organism in Eukaryota, Dinophyceae, Prorocentrales, Prorocentraceae.